Heterobilharzia americana is the source of this 1829-nucleotide messenger RNA. The record is from the annotation of a GenBank genome assembly. NCBI's taxonomy places the organism in Eukaryota, Metazoa, Platyhelminthes, Trematoda, Strigeidida, Schistosomatidae.
CUUCGUUUCACCCUAGGUCUCCUUUAGGGUUGAAAAUGUCAAUUUCCACCCACUUUUCAAGAUAGUCUCAUUAGAUUAUUUUGUAAUUUCCUGAUCGAUAUCGUAUUCAUUGCAACUCAAUUCGAUAACCAGAUGUUGUGCAGCACAAUCGAGAAGAUGCAUAAACUUGUGACCGAUAUGUCAUUACUAGUGAGUGAGAGCUCAAACGAUGUCCCAGUAAAUAGUAAUAUACUAUGUUAUCAUACGAAAAAGGAGGAUUUCUACAGACAACUUCAAUGAACACUGGACAAGACGUCAGUUGGCGAUAUCAAAAUUCUUAUGGGCGACAUGAAUGCCAAACUGGGAGGGGACAACACAGGAAGAGAACUAACCAUGGGUCGAGAGGCGCUAGGUGAAAUGAAUGAGAAUGGAGAAAUGUUUGCAGAAUUCUGUGCAUUCAACGAUUUGGUGAUUGGAGGCAGUGUGUUCAGGCACAAAGAUAUCCACAAAGUGACAUGGAUUUCACCAGAUGGACACACUAAAAAUCAAAUCGACUUUAUCUCAAUCUCAAGAAAAUGGAGACGCAGUCUACUUAACACAAGGUCAAGAAGAGGAGCAGAUGUAGGUUCAGACCACUAUCUAGUGCAAGGAACCUUCCAAAUCAAGUUAAAAGCCUUCAAGGAAGCUGGUGAUAGACCUCAAUUCAAGUACAACACUCGGAAACUGAAGGAUGAAACUACAAAGGAGAUCUUCAAGGCAGCGAUCAGGACAAAAUGGGAGACACCGAGCAACAUCCCUGAAGAAACCUGUGUGGAAGAACACUGGAAGUCUUUGAAAGCUAUGUGGAAAGAAACCUGCACAACAGUAUUAGGAAGGAAGAAGAAAGAAGACAAGGAAUGGAUCUCGACGGAUACCUGGAAGCUGAUAGAGGAGAGGAGGAUGGUGAAGCAGAGGAUAAACCAGUGCAAGGAUGCUCAACGACAAGAGGAACUGAGCACAAUGUAUAAAACACUGGACAAAGAAGUGAAGAAGAGUGCACGCAAAGACAAAAGACACUUCUACGAAACACUGGCAAGUGAAGCAGAACAGGCUGCAGGUAAGAGAGACCUGACGACAUUGUAUCAAAUAACCAGGUUGCUAUCAGGGAAGAGACCAACACAGAUGAAACCAAUAAAAGAUGAAGAAGGAAAUUUAAUUACGAAAGAAGAGAAACAGAGGAAACGAUGGGCCGACCACUUCAAGAAGCUCUUGAAUCGACCACCACCUGCACUUCGUCAAGAAAUACCACCUGCAGCCUCCGAACUACAAGUGAACAUUAAUCCCCCAACGAAAAUGGAAGUCCUGAACGCCAUAAAGCUACUGAAAUGCGGGAAAGCAGCAGGACCAGAUGGAAUACCGCCAGAAGCACUGAAAACAGAUGCAGAGACAACAGCGGCCAUGCUCACACCACUAUUGCAGAAGGUGUGGAAGGAAGAGAAGGUACCUGCCGGUUGAUUGGAAGAAGGGUUACCUUGUCAAACUGCCGAAGUAGGGAGACCUCAGUGCUUGCAAGAACUGGCGCGGAAUUACUCUCCUGUCCACCCCAAGUAAAAUAUUAAGCCGCAUCAUCCUGGAGGGGCUUAAAGACGCACUGGAUUCAAAACUACGACCGGAACAGGCAGGCUUCAGGAAGUACAAAUCAUGUGCAGACCAAAUUGCAACGCUUCGUAUCAUCAUAGAACAGAGCGUAGAAUGGCAAUCACCUCUCCACCUCAACUUCAUCGACUUUGAGAAGGCCUUUGACAGCGUCGACCGAGAAGUAAUUUGGAAACUGCUUCAAUACUACGGAGUACCGCAAACCUUUAUCCGCC